Messenger RNA from Notodromas monacha, 1223 nucleotides. NCBI's taxonomy places the organism in Eukaryota, Metazoa, Arthropoda, Ostracoda, Podocopida, Cyprididae. The record is from the annotation of a GenBank genome assembly.
AGGAAGCUGCGAAGGUUGGAUAAAAAAAAACGUGACUUUUUGCCUGUAAUUGUCUCUUUGGGAGGUCCGCGUAUAUCCAUGCCGACGUGAUGGUUUCCGCGCCAGCUGUAAUUCCCUUAGGGGAGAACAACGAUGUUUUCUGCCGAAAAGUGGCGUAUUUUCAGGCUGGAUGUCCCGCGAGCUUUAAUCCGUCAUGUGAGGGUAUUCGCAUCUCAGACGCCAACAUGAACCUUCUCAGUCUCUGCCCUCCGCAAAGCAACUUAGAUGCUACCUCCGUUUGUCAGAAGGAGAAUCUGGAUCGUGGAGUGCUCGACUUUUUGGACUUCGCGGAAAAUGAAGAACCUCCCCCUCCUGGUGUUACGACACCACCGUCGUCUCCGCGAGUUGGAAGGUCUGAAUGUAUGCCGCAAGAGUUGAUAGAUAUGAUGCAACCGGAUUACUGUUACCUUUGUUCUGUGAGAAUCCUGAACAGAACUCAAGAGGAGCUGCACAAAAUGAAUGCUUCUCAUGCCAGAAAAGUGCGGAAGUUCAUGAUGAUCUAUUGUCGCAAGAAUAGAUUACAGCUACCAGAUGAAUUUCGGCGGAAUGCGUUUCUCAAACCACCCAAAGCUGACUGGCAGGCGAGCUGCAAGAUCUGCGAGUUGAAAUUUGCAAGCAAAUCUCAAGUUGACCAUGACCAGCACUUUUCCGGGAUUUGCCAUGCUCGCAGUCUUGAUGGAAAACCAUCGCUCAAAGCAGGCUACUACAAUAAAUUUAGUGGAAAGUGGCAAAAGAAGCUUCCAAAUUGUUACGACAUGCAAAAGAAGAAAUGGUGGAAACCUGUACCUCGUUACUGUGCUGAGAUAAUUGAAAUCGGUGCAUCGGGUUCGCGAUAUGCGUUGAAGUGAACGGCUACAGCGUGAAUAAAAUGGUCAGUUUGGUUUUGAUGAAUCAGGGAACAUGACGUCAGCCUACAUGAUUUAGUACCUGAAAAUUUCGAGCAAAUCUCAAAUGUGGUUGAAUGGUUUCAUCUUGAUCCUGUAUGAUUUUUACGGAGCUCAGAAGUACGUUUUGUGGAUUAGAAGCUGCGCGUCACGAGAGGAUGCCGAUGAAUCAUGUUAAAGUUCAGCGUGAGUCCUGCAUUACUGCUGGAAAUGAGCUAUUCGACUGCCUGGAAAAUUUGGAAUGUUCGCCCUUCAGAUGCAACUAAAGAAUUCCUUAUGGACCUGUCAAUUUCAGCGCAU